AUGGAGCGCGAGCAAUUUCUCUCUGAUCUACAGUUUCAACAGAUAUUAUCUAUUAUGAACAAUAAAGGGGCAAAUCAAUCCUCCAAUCCUAAGGCCAAUGCUGCUGGUACUUCUUCAAGUUUGUCACAAGCACCGUUGCGCCUCCGUCGAUUAAUCCUUGAUAGUGUCGCAAACACUAUUUUACCGCCAGUUAUUAUGCCCAGUGGAGAACAGGCUCCAAUCACAUCUACUGAAACUUUACCUUUGAACUCUGUUAUUUCUCUUAAAAAUGUGCUUGGUGUGCCAUCUUUCAAGGACUUGACGACGAAGACGACGAUUGGUUUGGGUAAACAACGAGACGGACUUUAUUACUUGGUCGCAUUGGCGUCAGCAACACCGAGCCCUAAAUUCAGAUCCUCCGCUGCCAUUGCUAGCCAUCCAUCUUGUUCUCAUGUCACCUCCUCCACUGACUUGUGGCACCGCCGAUUAGGGCAUCUAUCUUCCUCUAGAUUAGAUUUUAUGGCAAAAAAUUUGCUCAAUUUUCCUUUCAAAUCCAAUAAUGCUUGUGAUACCGUUUGA
Prunus armeniaca (apricot) is the source of this 558-nucleotide messenger RNA. The record is from the annotation of a GenBank genome assembly. Lineage: Eukaryota; Viridiplantae; Streptophyta; Magnoliopsida; Rosales; Rosaceae.